AAAUUUACGAUGCCCUUCAGGAACUCUUCUUUGAAGAUAAAAAUAGUGUCUCACAUGAUUAUCAUUUCUAUUUCCGGUAAUUUUUAAAGAAACGUCAAAAUGUCAUCAGAUAGAUUAAAUGUGUUUCCAAGUCGUAUGGCUAUGGCAAACAUGAAGCAGAGGUUGAAGGGAGCUCAGAAAGGUCAUAGUUUACUGAAGAAAAAAGCUGAUGCAUUAACUAUGAGAUUCCGACAGAUUCUAAAAAAAAUUAUAGAGACAAAGAUGAAGAUGGGGGAUGUUAUGAAGGAAUCAGUUUUCUCACUAGCAGAGGCCAAGUUUACCUCAGGAGACUUCAAUCAUGCUGUUCUACAAAAUGUCAACAAAGCUCAGCUGAAAGUACGAUCAAAGAAGGACAAUGUUGCAGGUGUACAGCUACCUGUAUUUGAACAUUUCACAGAUGGUGUUGACAGCUAUGAGUUGACAGGUUUGUCUAGAGGUGGUCAACAAAUUGAUAAGUUAAAGAAGAACUAUGCUAAAGCAGUAGAACUGCUUGUACAGCUAGCAUCUUUACAAACUUCCUUUGUUACACUAGAUGAAGUCAUCAAAAUCACAAAUAGAAGAGUGAAUGCCAUAGAACAUGUGAUCAUUCCAAGAAUAGAGAACACUAUAUCUUAUAUCACAACUGAAUUAGAUGAGAGAGAAAGAGAAGAAUUCUUUAGAUUGAAGAAAAUUCAGGAGAAGAAGAAGAAAUUACGAAAAGAAGCUGAAGAAUUGAAAAUUAAAUUACGAGAAGAAGGAAUAGCCCUCCAGGAGGCAGAUAAUAUACUGGAGGGUGAUCGUGAUGAAGAUUUAUUAUUUAACUAGCAAUAAUAAAUGGGGGGUACUACACAACUAUAAACAUCAUUCCAUGUAUGAAAAAAAGGAAAAGCUUUCUCCUUGUUUGGAGUGACAUGUGCUAGUGCUAGAAUUUUCAAAUAUUCAGUUAUAAUUCAGUAUAAUCAAGACUGUAGAAAAGAUUUAGUGAUGGAAAAUUGUAAGACUGGGGAUCUGUGGAACAAGUAAUUAAACUAGAUUUGUUGCAUGUAGGAGGGAGAUCUUGCCCCAGGCCAUAUGACAAACAUAUACAUGUAUUGAGAACUUUUUAUAAACUAGCAUGUAACAACAGUUUCAAGAACGUUUCUUGUUGUGUUAUCACAUAAUUUUGGAUGGGGGUUACUUUGUACAACAUAGUAUUAAUCAGCAAAUGGUCAUUGCUUUGUUGUUUUGAUAUGAUUGUUUUUUUCUUUGGAAAAAUGUUUUUUCUUUGAAAAAGCAAAAUCAGAAAGUACAGUUUUGCUACAUUCAACAUGACAGUUCAGUAUGAAUUAUCAUGUUCAUUAGUUACUGUUGCAAGUUUCAUUUCUUUACAUCUCAACUACUUUGAAAAACAUUACUUGCAUUGAACAAGUAUGUUCUGACUUGUAUUAUUUUCUGUUUUUCUUUUCCUUAUGCAAACAAUGUAGGAUUUUUAAUCAUGAUGGUGAUGGAGGUUAACUCAUUUUUAAUGAGUUUCUAAUUUAAGAUUUCUUUGUUUAUAACAGAAAAGCUUACUUUCACCAUUGAAAUCCAUCAAUCGUGAUGAUGUCUGAGAAAAUGUAUGUUUGUGAAAAUCAGUAUCUAUUUUAAUCCAUGAACUAAAAUGUAUGAGGAAAGGUUCCAUGGACCCAUAUUAUAAAUGAGGAAAGGUUCCAUGGACCAUGGUGAUGUAUGAGGAAUGGUUCCAUAGACCAUGAUGAUGUAUGAGGAAAGGUUCCAUGGACUGUGAUGGUGUAUGAGGAAAGGUUCCAUGGACUGUGAUGGUGUAUGAGGAAAGGUCCCAUGGACCAUGAUGUAUGAAAAAGGUUUCAUGGACCAUGAUGAUGUAUGACUGUGUAAGUGAAUAUCUAGUCUAUUGUGUAGCCAACUAGGGUAUUUCCAUGUAAACUUGCACAAAACGUUUGUUUGUAAUCAGUUAUAAAAUUAAAAAUUUUCGUCUGCAUGUAGCAUUGUUUACCUUAAAUUCCAUAGAAAUAUACAUAUAGAAGAUAACAUACAGUAGGGAAAAAAGAACAUUUUUGUUUAGUAUUGAGAUGUUUGUACAACAAUGAAUAAUUUGUAAUGAUUGUAUAUAGAAAUUAAUUUUAUUAAUAUAUGCUGUGAUUUAUACAUGUACAUGUUUAUCUAGUGCAAAUAUAUGUCUGUGAAAAUAAUAUUAAAUAUUGGUAAUGUAUAGAAA
Molecule: messenger RNA, 2233 nt
Organism: Ruditapes philippinarum (Manila clam)
Lineage: Eukaryota; Metazoa; Mollusca; Bivalvia; Venerida; Veneridae
Product: V-type proton ATPase subunit D-like
Exons: 7
Coding region: 100-843 (247 amino acids)
Cellular component (GO): proton-transporting V-type ATPase complex
Molecular function (GO): proton-transporting ATPase activity, rotational mechanism
Source: RefSeq, a predicted model, not a curated record